GCUGACACCAUUCAGACCCAUGUAUCCAAUCACAUAGCUUUACUUUCGCCAAGGACGUGGGUGGCUGCAAGUGGCCUAAAGUAUCUUGGCAGACUUGGAGAGGUUCAUGUCUGAAUAAUGCAAGGAUAAUACUCUGAUAUGCCCUUCUUGCCUGGGAAGGUCCUUUUUAUUGAGAUGGUCACCUCCUACUUAUCUACGAAGUAGGUACAUAUUUGAGGUAGUCACCUACAUACUAGCCAGUUUCCAAACAUCCUCUCGGCAUUUCCAACCAUAGGUUCUGCAUACCUACUAUCUACAUUCUUUGAGUUCACUUUUGCCAUCAUGGGUGCUGGCAAGCGACAUCGCAACUCAGGCGCAAGCCUCGGUGGUGCACACGCCAAAGUCGCCAAGAUUUCUCACUGCCCCAAUAGCGCCGUCGCUGGAGCUUCGCUAGCACAACAGUACAGUGAUCAAGCGCAAACCGCCGUCGAAACUGAUCCUCAGGGUGAUGAACAGGAAGGGAACAAUGAUAUUCUUCUGUCGCUAUUCUACACUUCCGAUGAGCCGAAAUGGCUGAAGCAAAUCAAUGGCUUCGCUAGUAUGAGCCAGAAUCGGGUCGCUAGCUGUGACACCAAGCUGAUCAGGCGCGAUGAAAUCAGAUGUACGUUUUGGGCUGAGAUGGAUGAGAUCAGCAAAGAAAAUUCCUCGCUCGCAUUUGAGCUUUUCGAUAGAUAUGGUCGCUUGAACCGCGAGUAUCGCGAACACGAGGUUCUGAAAGGAUCUGGUGUCUGGGGCCACGAGCUUGAUGACGGCGACAUUCUCGUGAUCGAAACCAUCAAUAUUGAACCUCGUUGUCGUCACCAUGAUGUCGGAACUAAGCUCGUUCAGGGAAUAUUGGGCAAGGCGCGACGAAAAUCUAGGAGCUUCUUUGCCUUUGCCAAUCCUAUGCGGCUCGCGCUAGACCCUAGCCGUGACGACGAAGAGCUGGAUUCGAGCGCCAUUCGCGAGCAAUCGAAAGAGCUAACCUUUCUCUUUCGAUCAUUAGGUUUCAGGAGAGUAGGGACAUCAGAAUGGCUGGCCUUUACUAAUGACAAGGACCAUCCUUCACGUCAAUUAGCUGAAGCACAAGAUUGGGAUGGCCCAGAACAGUCAGGGCAGGAAACGACGCCUGAAGUUCCUGAACCAAUACGUAACAUCUGGAGUUCCUUGUCUGACCCUUCAAUCUCUGGGGUAGAUUGCAUCAAUCAAUUGGAAGAGGUGUUUUCUGUAGAGGAAAACGCACCCUUGCUGAUGCAUGUCGACGAAGCUGGUAAUACAAUCCUUCAUGUAGCCGCAAUAGGCAGAAAAGCAGAACCAGUUUCAUACCUCAUGUCCCAAAAUCCCCAUCUAGCAGAACGACGUAAUUUCAAAGGUUACACGCCUCUGGAAGCACUGCAGAGCAAUCUAGAGGACCAGAGAAGAUGGCGAGUAGUCUUGGGAGACAGCUUUGCAGGCUUCUGCCAGUCGGACACUGCGCGCCUUGCCACUCUGGCAGGCACGGAAAUAUUUGAUCUCACCAAGCUCUCAGACCGGACGAUAUCGGCGAUUUCGUCAGCAACAGAUGAAGUGGCUAGAAGAACCCCCGAAGCUAACUUGAUUCGCAGCACACUACGGCUCAAGCACGGCUGUACCUGUGGGCAGUGCAUUGGUGGAUUUCUAAGUCCCAGGAUGCGAUUUGCACUACUCUCUGAAGCUGAGACUCAGUAUGAUAUAUUACGAAUAUUUCCUAGACCAGAUCCCGAUGGUGCUGAUUGGGUCACGCUCAACGAUGAUGUAUUGCAUUAUCUCCCUCGUGCAGUCAGGGAAAACCUCAAAACCAACAAAUCAAUGAGAGAGGGGUUCAUCAAUAUGUGUAGCCACUUUGCUGGCUGUCUCAGGAAGAAAUACCUACCCGACACAAUGACUGUCCUUAAAUUCUUCGAAGAGGAAGUCAGCGAGUGGCCACCAGCAACCAAAAACUACCUUCAACGAGGUGGCACAGUGGCGGCUGUGGCUUUGAUGCUAUUUGACAGGGUUAUUGACAGAGACGAAUGGGCUGGUGAUGGAACGUUGAUGGAGUUGUUCGAAGAUAAGGUCAACCAGCUUCCCAUCUGCCGAAAUGAUCACGAGUUUUAUUUUGUAAGCAGAAUGUGCGGGUAUGAGAGGAUCUAGCCUUCGUGGUACACUGAGUCUAGGGGACCAGGCAGUCUCAAAGAAUGGAGGCUACGCGAUGGGGAUGUGUACCUAGAUGUCAAGUGUCAAAAGUCCCACAUGGCGAGUAGGGCAACACUAAGGGUCACACUAAGGAUGAGGUAUAAAAGGGACAGACUCGUAGAGGAUCAGAGUAAGGUCAGGUUUCAGUUAUAUUCUACCCUAUACCUAGCGUUCAGUCAAAUCUCUACCACUCUGCACCCGACCCUUGACACUAGAUGUGUUCAAAUCCUACUGCAUAAUCUUCUAAGGCGUUUAGAAGGCCCUACUACUAUUAGUUCCAUUCCUAUCUACUAAUCGGCACCUACUAUGUUACAUGAGUACAAGCUGAACACGCAGAUCACCUUGUCAUUGCAGGUUGCUUAUGAUCUUUAGAGACACGCAGGCAAUACUUGAAUGAGAAGUUAGUCAAGAGGUUUUGCAGAACUAAUAGAUUGUUAUAUUGUGAAUAGCAUGAAGUUCGAAACGCAGAUAUCUAACUUUGUUAUACCCAACUCAUUUCACUUUGUACUUGAAAUCAUGACAAUUA
Molecule: messenger RNA, 2737 nt
Organism: Xylaria bambusicola
Lineage: Eukaryota; Fungi; Ascomycota; Sordariomycetes; Xylariales; Xylariaceae
Exons: 1
Coding region: 322-2169 (615 amino acids)
Source: RefSeq, a predicted model, not a curated record